Molecule: messenger RNA, 2139 nt
Organism: Caenorhabditis sp. 36 PRJEB53466
Lineage: Eukaryota; Metazoa; Nematoda; Chromadorea; Rhabditida; Rhabditidae
Source: the annotation of a GenBank genome assembly
AUGGCCGUCUCGAACUGCACUGUUACUCGACAAAACUGGGAAAUUGAGGUAAAAAAAACGUGUAAUAAUAACGUUUUGCUUUUUUCAGAUUGAGUGCAAUAAUGUUGACAAAGCUUUGCCAAAAAAUGUGCCGGUUGCGGUUAGUUUUCGAAAAAUCUCGAUUUUUUUUAAAUUGGCUUAAUUUUUAGGUUUAUCAGGAAGAACCGACAAAUUUCGAUACAAUGGUACCGAUGCCGGUGAGUUUUGACGGAAAAACUGCAAACAUUUUACUUUUUUAGGCCCACGAGCUGGAAACGAAUGAAAAUCUGCCGCGAAUCGUUAACGACGGUAUUAUUCCGAUGCAAUCGAGAGAAAUAAUCAGAGAAGAAGGACCGGAAAGAGCGCCCGGCGAUUUGGCGAGAGUACGGUUUUCUUAGAGUUUUUGCUCUAAAUAAUGUUAUUUUUUGCAGGUGGCGGUUCUCAUCCAAUACAGCGAAUUUCUGGAAACGGAACGCAUGAUUUACGCCUUGAAAUCGUAAUAAAACAAUGCCAUUUCGUGUGUAGAAAUGAAUAUAAAUUUUAGACAGCGAAAACAUCAAAGCGACUUGCCAAUUUACAUUUUUUCCGAAGACAACAAUGUCGUGACAACGAAAAUGCGGAGAAAAUGGAAAAGACAACUUCAGGCGAACUUUGUUUUCGAGGUUUUCGAGUCUCGACACGGAAAUUCCGUGAAAAAUUCAUUUUUUUUUUCAGAAAAGUGCGUCUUUGGCGAUUCAGGCAAUACUUGUCGACGACGACAUCGACUUUUUCAUUCUUUUGAACGGUAAAGAAACAAACUGCGAAAAAGCACCAAAAGACUCAGAAAAUGGGAAAACAUUAUAACUUUAUUCUAUAUCGAGUUCUGAGACGCCUUCCUUGGGCUCCCCCUCCUCCGUUUGAGUCAUAAUGCCCAUAUUGUGAACGGUGGUCAUGUUUACAGUGGAUUCUGGAAAAAAAACGUGAAAAAGAACAAUUCCAAGAUUUCUGAUUCAACUGGAUCGCAUUUAGGUUAAAACUUGAAGACAUAAAAAAUUACAGUUUUCAAUUAUUCAGAUACCGACAAAAUUGGCGCCGAUUUCGGUGACUUCUAUUUUCUGGGCAAAGAAUUGAUGCGCUUCCACACUGAAAUCGAAUCGAUUUGUGGAAACGGUAACGGAGAAGAAUGGCAGGACGCCAGUUUCGGAGACGUUCUUUGGAUUUCUCAAUCCGAGUGCCAAAUGGGUUCGUUUUUUAUUGUAUAAUUCUUCAAAGAAUUGGUUUUCCACUCUGCAUAUUCUUUCAAAUUUUUCAGGAAAAAUGGUGUCCCGCGCGAGUGCCGAUUUUGAUUUCCGUCCGAAAACCGGAGUUUCGCUGCGUCCCGAGGUGGGAAGAGUCGGAAAAACGACGAAAUCGGUGACGAAUUCCACCUGGAACCUCUCGAAAUUCGAUCUGAGACUGCUGAAAAUCGACGAUAUGGAAAGACGAAUGGAAUACGAGUUUAUGGUGAGUUUCUCGAAAUUUGCUGCAGAAAAUAUAAUAUUUUGCGAAACAUUGUGCAAAGUACGGCAUAGGCUUUUCGAAGGCUUUUUUAGGCCUGGACUUUUGACCCACUUGUAAUCGGGUCAGAACUUUACAGGCUACUUGCGAUUGGAUUGAAGCAUAUCGGGGCCAAGUUUGAAACCGACCGGAUCAUCUGGUCUCGAGAUACCAGAGGCCGAAAAGGUCGGGUUUUUGUGAAAAUUGAUCCGAUCCGUCUGAAACUCGGACCCAAUAUACUUCAUUCGAAGUCCAAGAAGCCUGCAAAAUUUGGAUCCGACGGGAUCAUUGCAAGCGGGUCCAAAUGUCCUAUCUCUUCUUUUUUACCCUAAAAAAUUCCAGGCGGCCACGAAAGAACUGGACAGUCUGUACGAUUUGAAAGCCUUCGAUUCGGAUGUGUUCUACUCGUUCCCCUACAAAAAUAUCAGCGAUUUUUACUAUUUUUUCGAUAAGAAUGAGAUUCAGGUGAGACCCCUUUUUUGCUAGAAAAUCGCAAAAAAUUUCCAGAAUUUCCACGCGUACAAAGGAGUGAUUUCGCUUACAAUCUACGGCCGCCACGUCUUCUUGCUCCCGCAGAAAAUCUACGAAAAUCCAUAUUUCCCUUAA